AUGCGCCAGGCUCCUGUCUGCCAGCCCUCCUCCAGGACACUCUGGAUCACAAUUAAUAAGGAUACAAAAGUACCAAAUGCCUGUCUGUUUACAAUCAACAAGGAAGAUCACACGCUUGGAAAUAUUAUUAAAUCGCAAUUACUGAAAGACCCUCAGGUGCUGUUUGCAGGAUACAAGGUCCCACAUCCUCUGGAACAUAAAAUCAUCAUUCGAGUGCAGACCACUCCAGAUUAUAGCCCCCAAGAAGCUUUCACCAAUGCGAUCACUGACCUGAUCAGUGAACUCUCCCUUCUGGAGGAGAGGUUCAGGGUUGCUAUCAAAGAUAAACAAGAAGGAAUUGAAUAGACACAUGAAGCUCAGAGUGGAUGAUCUUUUUUUACCCAGAUCAUGUUAUAAAUAAGUGUUUUCAAUAUAAAGUACAUGUAACCACUUAACUGAA
Messenger RNA from Pelodiscus sinensis (Chinese soft-shelled turtle), 439 nucleotides. NCBI's taxonomy places the organism in Eukaryota, Metazoa, Chordata, Testudines, Trionychidae. The record is from RefSeq and is a predicted model, not a curated record.